Molecule: messenger RNA, 1518 nt
Organism: Eimeria tenella
Lineage: Eukaryota; Apicomplexa; Conoidasida; Eucoccidiorida; Eimeriidae
Exons: 6
Source: RefSeq, a predicted model, not a curated record
GAGGGCGCUGGCGCGCGUGCUGUCCUCGCUGGAGACUUCUAUAAAGCGCACAACAAUCCCAAGCGACCCGGGAGCAGCACGAGCUGGGGGCUACACAGUGGAGUGCAGCAGCAGCAGCAGCAGCAGCAAAGUGCUGCCGAUGGAGGCCUUUGCGGACGGGCAAGAGGACGAAGAGCUGAGGAAGCCUUUCCCGCAGUGUCUGCACGAGCUGCUGCUGCAGCAGCAGCACCAGAAGCAGCUGCUGCCCAGGAGGCACCCCCUAGCUGCUGCUGUGCAGAAUCUGCUGCCUUCUCUUUUUGACUUCCUCGUGCGGCUGCAGCAGCUUUGGACGGAGGAGGUGAGCGACGCCAGCUUCCCCUACUUGCGGGAGCUGCUGGAGCCUGGAGCUGAUGAGUUCUUAGCAGUGCAGGGAACUGCUUCUGCACUAGCUGGAGACGGGGCAGCGUUGUCGCGAGCUGUGCUGCUGGCGUUCCCACACUGCUACCACCUGCGCACUCUGGCCUACAGACUCGCGGGCACUUGUGCCUUAGCAGCAGAUGCUUUCUUUUUGCUGCCAGACUUGGGCGACAGACUUGUCAAUUCGCUGCUGCUGCCGCUGCGGCAGCAGCUCCCGCUGCAGCACGUCGAGCAGCAGCUCCGCUUCUUCUGGUCCCCAGUCCUCGACGCAGAGACGCUGCCCCCACAGCCGCCCUACCCCUCGCAGCAGCGGCUGCGGGCCGAGUGGACAGCCGUUGCUGAAGCAAAGAGAGCAAUGGAGACGGAGAGCAGCAGCAGCAGCAGCAGCAGCAGCAGCGAGGAGGAGAGGCGGCUAGGCGUGUACCUGCAGCGGGUGUAUGCCCUCAGCAACGUCGGCGAAGUGCUGCUGCAGCAGAUCGGCUCGCUGCUGCACCACAAGACCAACUCCGUGGUUGCUGCUGCUGCUGCCAACAGCAGCAGCAGCAACGGGGCCAAGACACCGACCAAUGCAUGCAUCAGCAAACUAAAUGCAAGUGCUGCUGUUUCUGCAUCUCCAGCAGAUGAUGAGGAGGCCCCGCGAAUUGCCCGCCAGGAGAGCAACACGAGCCUCCCUGGCAGCAGCAGCAGCAGCAGCAGCAGCAGCGCAAACGAAUUGCGGCUGGGGGUUUACUACAACGCUGCGCUGCUGCAGCCGCUCGUUGCUGCUGUCCUCGAGCUUCAGCGCUGGCCCAUCCCCGCUAUCAUUCACCAGGGACACGCGGUGCUGAGGGCUGUGGGGAAGACAGCAGCAAAGCUGCCUCCCCCUGUGCCUGCCAGCCUGCUGGACUUGUGCUGCAUCGGCUUGUCGCAGCUCAUUUCGUCUUAUCUGGAUGUCUCGCCGUUUGACCCGUUUGCGUUUGGCUGCGCCUCGCUGCAGCAGCAGCUGAUGCAGCAGCAGCACGAAAGCGGAGGCUGCACACCUCUGCAGAAAUAUAUAACAGGUGCAGAUGCUGCGGGCAGCGGCGCCUCUUUGCUGCUGGACUACACCGGCAGCAUUUACCAGCUUCUGAAGGCUCUCGUCAA